CCCGAGCCUUUUCCAUAAUUUUCGGCUCCAUAAUCACAUGCUUUUACGCUUGAUGAUGUUCAUGGGAGAUCCCCCGUGUCCCAACAAAGUCGCUCUUCAUGUGUGAGUGUCUAUGACUUAUCUCAGGACUGGGGACCUGGACUUUAGACCUUUCUCUCAACCUAGAAGUUCAGGUCCUUUGAAAGUAACCAAGCUCAGCAACGACAAUACGCCGACCAGGUGUAGUAAGCUAAAAAAUCACUCUCAACAUGAUUGGAACCUCGACGUUCGACUAUAUCUGGGUCAAGUCAUGGGUUGUCAUAUUACAUUCCAUUGCACCGAUCUGUGUCGCCUACUGCGUCUCGAUCUUGUGUCUGCCGACCUCUUGGCGACUUCCAGCCUUCUUUGAAUAUUGGGCAUUAGCCGAGACUAUCUUCUGUCUAAUUUUCUAUCUCUAUCAAAGACGCCAGCUCCAGCGUCCGGCCUUACAUCCUCCUGUUCCGUCACAAGAGGAGCGACAGAAACUCUUCCACCUCUGUCAAGAGAGCACACAGGAUGUCGUCCGAUACCUGUCAGGCUGGUUCUUCUAUGCACCCCUGACCGCCGUCAAGCGCGAGAACGUCAAAGAGUUCUUUCGAUGGGCCUUUCUCAACACGGACCUGAGCGAUCCCACCUACGACGAUGAAGUGGAGGAAUAUGUGAAGAGCAUCGAACUUGGCACUGGGUUGAAUUUCGAGGAUGGGCGUGCCGAUGUCAAGUGUCUACGGUUGACCUUGGAUAAGGUCGAUGCACUCCAUCGAAGUCUAGUGUGGUACUCAGUAAGGUUCUCGUUCUGUUCUCGAAUUGCUAGUGCUAACGUUCUGUUGUGCAUCUUCAUCGUCGACAUCGUCACGCAUGCCUACAUGCGCUUCCACCACUUCCACCACUACCGUGCUUCAAUCAGACACUUUUUCGACGUCUUCCCUCUGCGGCCGCAAACUCUCCUGACAACACACCGUGCUCCUGCCGAAAAUCUGACGUACUGGUAUCGCCCUCAUACUUCUCGGACGGAGUUACCGAUCCUGUUCCUCCACGGUAUCGGAGUUGGCCUGUACCCUUAUAUGGAAUACCUAAAAGAAUUGAACCAGGGACGCCAGGCCGAGGACGGCGUCAUUGGGAUUCUUGCACUUGAGAUCCUGCCCAUCUCGUCUCGAAUCACAUCACCUUUGCUUCGUAAGCAAGAAAUGUGCCAACAACUUCAAGCCACUUUACGGCACCAUGGGUUCGAACGGUAUAUCUUGGUGUCACACUCAUAUGGCUCGGUAAUCUCCACACAUCUUUUGAAGACGCCCGACCUAGCAAGCAUGAUCGCGGCCGUUAUUCUCGUCGACCCCAUUUCUAUCCUCCUACAUCAACCAGACGUUGCCUAUAAUUUUAUUAUCCGAAGACCCAAGUUCGCCAACGAAUGGCUUCUAUGGUACUUUGGCUCGAAGGACGUGGGAGUAGCGCAUACACUCUCCCGCACGUUCUUCUGGUCUGAGAACAUUCUGUGGAAGGACGACCUCUUGAGCCAUCCUGCCACUGUCUUCCUCAACGGCAAAGACUCAAUUAUUAACGCCCCACUCGUUUAUGAGUAUCUCCAAGCCACUCUUGGAGACGAGGAGGAACACACCAACCGCGUCAGCUUUCAGGGAGAUGAGAUCACGGCAGACUACAAUUCUAAAAAGGCUGUGCCCGAAAAAGAACAUAGUGGUGAUGGCAGACUGAAGGUGGUGUGGUGCCCGGACCUCGAUCACGGCGAGGUGUUCGAUAAGCCGUCCCUGAGGAAACAGCUGGUGGAAGAGACUCUUGCGCGUGCGCGAGGUGACUUUUCCGUGCAACACAAGGGACGUUAGACGUUUAGAUUUGGGGUGGCUUGAAGACCAGUUGGAACUUAAUGGCUGUCAUGGACGAUUGUAUCUUAAUUCAUUGUUCAACCACCGUCCCAUAAGAGACCCUCGACUUCUAGCCUUCGUGCAAGGCA
This is a messenger RNA of Cladophialophora immunda, 1981 nucleotides long. RefSeq lists its product as uncharacterized. The record is from RefSeq and is a predicted model, not a curated record. NCBI's taxonomy places the organism in Eukaryota, Fungi, Ascomycota, Eurotiomycetes, Chaetothyriales, Herpotrichiellaceae. The transcript has 3 exons. The coding region runs from base 249 to 1853 and encodes 534 amino acids.